Molecule: messenger RNA, 2260 nt
Organism: Magallana angulata
Lineage: Eukaryota; Metazoa; Mollusca; Bivalvia; Ostreida; Ostreidae
Exons: 2
Coding region: 76-1809 (577 amino acids)
Biological process (GO): positive regulation of DNA-templated transcription
Cellular component (GO): chromatin; nucleoplasm
Molecular function (GO): zinc ion binding; ubiquitin-protein transferase activity; protein binding
Source: RefSeq, a predicted model, not a curated record
ACCUUUAUCUCUACAAGGAAGUAAGGAUCAUCAUUGACGCCAUGUACCGAAUGAAAUAAUUUUAAGGUCACAUUGAUGAUGGCAUUAUCUGAAUCCCAAGUACCACCCGACGCCCAGCAUUAUUUGGUGUGUGGCACUGAAGACUGUGAGAGGAACUGCCAGUUUUACUGCGAUGACUGUCACCAACCAAUGUGUGAACAAUGCAGAGAUGAACAUCAGAAGAAUACGAAAACCAAGAGCCAUGAAGUGGUUCCUUAUAAACAACGUAAACGACCGCUUCCUGUUGAGCAAUGCAAGAUCCACCCCACAAAAGAAAUGGUUCUUCUCUGCGAGGAAUGCCAAAUUCCCAUUUGUUACAAAUGCACAGCCACAAAAGAACAUCGCGGCCAUGCAUUUACUGACCUAGAAAUAGACUUUGAUGAAAAAGUUUCCCUUUGUCAUGAAGAAAUUGCAAAAAUUAGAAAUUAUUUUGAGCCAACUUCUCAAGAUUUGAAAAAAGAAAUUGCUGGCGAUGUCACAGAAAUAAAGAAGAUUAUGGACGGCAUAAGAACGUCCAUGAAGACUGAAGCUGAGGCUGUGAAAAAGCUGGUAGACACAGUCACAUCAGAAAAUAUAAAACAAGUUGGCAAAAUUGAACAGUCAUUAUUAGAAACAUUAAACGGUCAAAACCAAGAAAUCGAUGAUUACAUCACCUAUCUAAAUGAUUUAAUCAAAACGUUUUAUGGUUACCUAUCUCCAUCAAACAUCGAACAAAUAACAUCUGCUCUCAAAUCAGAAAGCUUCAUCAUUCGACCCAUACCAGAGACAUCCAAACCAGUCCCACCCGUUUUUACUGCUGGUCAACACAGCAAGGAAGAUGUCGCCAAACUACUGGGUAUAAUAACUGUUCCCAAUAAUAAACCAGAGAACAGAAAAAUAAAACCUAUGGAGACUGUCUCCACACAAUUGAAACCUACACAGAAACAGAGAAAACAAGACAGAGAGAAAUCUUAUGUGAAACAGACACUGUCUCUGUCUUCCUCUUUCACCAAGGUCAGGAAGUACACAGUACCAGGUGUUGAUUAUGUAUUCCAUAUAUCACUAGGUAAAUCAGGCAGACUCUGGGGCAGUGAUGGUAGUGGUAACCUUGUCCAAACAGAUCUACAGGGGAAUCAGCUACAGAAGAUACAAACCAGUGGUCAAGAUGAAGGCUACCACACAGUCACACAGGACGCGGAUCUGAUCUAUACAGACAGAAAGAACAAAGUCAUCAAUAGGAUAACACCGGAUAAUACAAUCACUGAAUUCAUUAAAACAGGAAACUGGGAACCACUCAGUAUACACUCCUCCCACAUCAACGGGGACAUACUGGUGGGGAUGUGGAAGGGUGGAGAGGGUAAAUUCACCAGGUAUAACAAGACAGGGACAGAAAUACAGAACAUACAGAGAGACAACAAAGGACAGGGACUGUAUGAGCUACCGCACUACAUCACAGAAAACAUCAAUGGUGAUGUCUGUGUAUCAGACUAUCACAAACAUGCUGUAGUGGUGGUGGAUAAAUCAGGAAAUCACCGGUUCUCCUACACAUGUCAGAGGUCACGGUUUAAUCCCUAUGGAAUAUGUACUGAUGUACUCGGUCACAUCCUGGUGUGUGAUAGUAUGAGUAACACAGUUCAUCUUCUGGAUCAGGACGGUCAGUUCUUGUCUUCACUACUCACAUCACAGCAAGGUGUAAAGUAUCCCCGUAGUGUGUGUGUGGAUGAUGAGAACAAUCUCUGGGUGGGACAACGUUACACCAACAUAGUGACAGUGUACAAGUAUCUACAGUGAACAUUAUUUUAUCCAUACAGCAAUUCUUAGGAAUUGUGUGUGUCUUGUGAGACAAAGUAGCACCAACACAGUGACAGUAUCUACAGUGAACAUUAUAUCCAUACAUCUUUUAGGUACUGUGUAUAUGUUGUGAGACAAUGUAACCACAACACUGUGAAAGUGUACAAUACCUGGUAUCUACAUUAUACAUUGAUGUACAUAUACAUCAUUCCUGUAAACCCGUGUAUGUUUAUUUGUUAUACAUUGUAUUAGUUUUAUCAAUGAGUAUUUUCCAUUGCUGACAAAUUGACAAUAAAUAUGUAUUAACAAUAUCAAAUUGUUGUGAGUUAUGUUAGAAUCAAAACUACUAGUUUGAAUCUUGUCAAUUAAAGCUAACAAAAAGACUUUAUUUAUAAACGGCGCUUUCUGUCCAGGUAUGGUAGACGUACGAUAUAUGAGAUAUUAAAAACAG